ACGUAUGCAUUUUCCCCAUUUUCCCUCACAAGCACCUGACAUCGAGCCAGUUCGGUGUUGCUUCGCACGUGAGAGGAGCCGUUUUGUUCCUGUUUUUCUUUGCACACAAAGACCUUAGUUUACACCGGACGGUUAAGUUUUUAGCGAAUAGUGAAUGUGUUGAUUUAUAUUUUACCGAUUUUUAUUUGUAACGAAACUAACGAAAAGGUGCGCUGUGCGAGUAAUGUAGCCUCUAAAUCAGUGCAGCGUGUUAUGCAACGUGUACGCCCAGUAGUGCCUUCACCGGAAGUACAGCCCGUCCAGCAUGGACAGCGGUGGCGAGGCUGAAGUGUGGUGAAAUUUUCACGGCAACUUCAACACCCUGCCAGUGGCCAUAAAACAGGGUGUGUCCAUCACCGCGCAGUCCCUCAAACCCCUCAUUCCCACCAAACGGUAGAAGUGGCCGCACACAACCAGCAUAAAACACAAUGUUGACCUUUCACCAAAGCGCACGACGACGAGCGUGACGGGCGAACACGAGCACGCUUGACGUAAAACCGCAACCAGUAACUUGGUGUAUCCUUGGCGGUCUGGAUACUACACGGUACCACGGUACCAACCGUCCCAAGAAGCAGGAGCAGCAUAGGAGGAGGGUUUGUGUGUGAUCAAUAUCGCCUGUACCUUCCUUAGUUCUCUUGCUCUCACGGGCAAAAGAGUUUGGAUGUGAUACUGGUGAAAUCCUAAAUCGCGGACCAGAAGUGUGUGUGCUGUUGCUUGAACACUACCGUUGUGGUUGGGUGGCAAAUCGGUGCCGUCGCCACCAUGGGGCUGUUCGAUAAGCUGGCCAACAUGCUGAAGAUGAAAAAGGAGCAGAUCAACAUACUGGUAGUGGGAUUGAACAACAGCGGCAAGUCGACGAUAGUGAACCAUUUCAAAAAUCCCAACGAACGAACGUCGAUCGUGGUACCGACGGUGGGAUUCAGUGUGGAGCGAUUUGAAAUUUGCCUUUUAAUUCCAGAUCAGGGAGUGUUCUUUACCGCGUUCGAUAUGUCCGGUGCCACGCGGUACCGCAGCCUGUGGGAGCAUCACUUCAAAUCCUGCCAGGGAAUAGUGUUUGUGAUCGAUUCCAGCGAUCGGAUGCGGUUGGUGGUUGUGAAGGACGAACUGGAAAUUCUACUGCAGCACCCAGACAUUGCCAACCGGCGCGUGCCCAUCCUUUUCUUUGCCAACAAGAUGGACUGCACCGAUGCGCUGUCGAGCGUGAAGAUUGCGGCCGGGCUGGGGCUGGAAAAGAUCAAAGACAAACCGUGGCACAUUAGCUCGAGCAAUGCGCUUACCGGCGAGGGGCUGCAGGAUGGCGUCCAGUGGAUGGUGCAUCAGAUCAGAGAGUGUGUGGCGAACAGCAAGGAGCAUCGGUAGAGUAAUGGUGCAGCGCAUUUUGGGUGUGACCAGCGUGUGGUGAUGAAAUUUUCCGCGCAAUUACUCACUCAGCGCCUCAUCAUGAUUGAGUUAUGUGAUCUCUUUUAUCCUGAAUAAAGUUUAAGCUUAGCUAUGUUUUAAAAAGUGUAGGAGAAAUAAUGGAGUUUUAAAAAGGAUGUGGAGGCUUUUGGAGGGGCGUGCAACGAUGAACGAAUAAUGAUGACUGUAAGUUUUCAAAAGAAGAAAUAGAAU
Molecule: messenger RNA, 1650 nt
Organism: Anopheles merus
Lineage: Eukaryota; Metazoa; Arthropoda; Insecta; Diptera; Culicidae
Gene: Arl6
Product: ADP-ribosylation factor-like protein 6
Exons: 3
Coding region: 802-1398 (198 amino acids)
Biological process (GO): protein localization to cilium; cilium assembly; intracellular protein transport
Cellular component (GO): cytoplasm; axoneme
Molecular function (GO): GTP binding; GTPase activity
Source: RefSeq, a predicted model, not a curated record